AUGUCGAUGACGACGCACGUCCACGACGAUCCCUGCCCGGCGUGCCUCGAGGGCCACAGGCUCGAGGGCGACCCCAAGGGUUCGAUGGAGAAGCUCAACGGCCUCGGCUACUACUUUGCCAAGAGCAACGGCGAGCACACGGACAAGGCCAUCGUCCUCGGAACAGACCUAUUCGGGCUCGGCCUGCCCAACGCCAAGCUCAUGGCCGACUGGUUCGCGGGCAAGUCGGGCCUCGACGUCCUCGUCCCGGACGUCUUCGAGGGCGACUACAUCAACGCGAGCCGCAUCCAGCCGCAGAUCGACCUCAUGGACGAGCCGACCAAGGGACGGUCCUUCCUAUUGCGCCUCAAGUACCAGGCCAACGCGCUGUGGGCGUUCUCCUACGGCAUCGGGCCGGCGUACCUGUUCCGCCACAGCGCGGCACACACGCUCUCGCUCGCAGAAAAGUUCUGCCUCGACCUGCGCAAGGACGCGGGCUACACUCGCAUCGGCUUUGUUGGCUACUGCUGGGGCGGCGCGCACGCCGUUCACCUCGCCGGCAGCUCUCACGUGCCCAAGCCCGUCGACGUCGUCGUCGCGUUCCACCCGGCGCCGAUCAACGCAAAGGACUUCAAGCCGGUCACCGUGCCGUUCAUGCUCUCGCUCGCCGGCGAAGACGCCUUCUUAGACCCGAUCAAGCCCGCCGUCCUCUCGACGCUCUCGGCGCUCGCUGUCGAGCGCGGCACGCCCAUCAAGACGUGGGACGACGCGCUCGGGACCGUGCACGGCUAUGGCGCGAGGCCCGACCUCGCGAAACCGCUCGUGAAGGAGGCGUUCGCGCUCGGGUUGGAGAGGACGGCGGCGUGGUUCAGGGAGCACUUGUGA
This is a messenger RNA of Rhodotorula graminis WP1, 864 nucleotides long. RefSeq lists its product as uncharacterized. Gene Ontology annotation, molecular function: hydrolase activity. The coding region runs from base 1 to 864 and encodes 287 amino acids. The record is from RefSeq and is a predicted model, not a curated record. The transcript is spliced from 7 exons. Lineage: Eukaryota; Fungi; Basidiomycota; Microbotryomycetes; Sporidiobolales; Sporidiobolaceae.